This is a messenger RNA of Vigna radiata var. radiata (mung bean), 4464 nucleotides long. RefSeq names its product TMV resistance protein N-like. The record is from RefSeq and is a predicted model, not a curated record. The transcript has 7 exons. Gene Ontology annotation, molecular function: ADP binding. NCBI's taxonomy places the organism in Eukaryota, Viridiplantae, Streptophyta, Magnoliopsida, Fabales, Fabaceae. Gene Ontology annotation, biological process: signal transduction; defense response. Bases 41 to 4258 code for a protein of 1405 amino acids.
CACAGUUAACAUCCUUAGUUGUAGUUUGGUCUUUUGCAGCAUGGGAAAACGUGGUGAGGAAGAAGAGUGUGUUGGUUUCAGCUACGAUGUGUUCAUUAGCUUUCUAGGUGAAGAUACUGGGAACAAUUUUGUAGGGCAUCUCCGUAAAGAGUUGGGUAGGAAGGGAAUGGUGACUUUGAAUGACGAGAGUGAUAUGAGGACAGAGGAAGGUCUUUCACCUGCUGUGUGUGAGGCCAUUGAAGAAUCUAGGAUUUUCAUCGUUGUGUUUUCUGAGAACUAUGCAUCUUCCACAUGGUGUCUGGAUGAACUUGUUAAGAUUAUCGAACGCACCCACACGAACAGUAAGCAAGUUGUUUACCCAGUGUUCUACCAUGUAGAUCCCUCAGAUAUACGGAAAAUGAGAAAUAGUUUCGGAAAACACAUGACGGCACACGAAAAUGAGAUUGGAAAAGAGUCGCAGAGAAUGCAGGCUUGGAGGUCUGCUUUGUCUGAAGCAGUUAACUUGCCGGGGAUGCAUGUUACCACCGGGUAUGAAAACAAUUUUAUUGAAAAAAUUGUUAAGAAAGUUCGUAAAAGCAUAGCUCCUAAGCCUUUGUCUACCGGUGAAAAUCUUGUUGGACUGGAGCCCCACAUAGAAGAGGUUAUGUCACUUUUGGAUAUGAAUAAUGAUAAAACUGUAAGGAUGUUGGGCAUAUAUGGGCUUGGUGGAAUUGGAAAAACGGAACUUGCCAAAGCUUUGUAUGACAAAAUUGUGCAAAACUUUGAUGCUGCAAGUUUUCUUGCCGGUGUUAGAGAAAAAUCAAACACAAUCAAUGGCAUGGAAGAACUGCAAAAGACACUUUUAUCUGAGAUGUUAGAGGAGUCGGAAACUAUGUUGGGAAGUACCAAUAAAGGAAUUUAUGAAAUAAAACGAAAGCUUUGCCGAAAGAAAGUUCUUUUGGUUCUUGACGACGUUGACGAUAAAGAGGAGUUAGAAAAUUUGGCAGGAGGUUGUGAUUGGUUUGGUGUAGGUAGUAGGAUUAUUAUUACGACAAGGGAAAAAGAUGUCCUAAUUGCUCACCAUGUUGGACAUAUUUAUGAAAUGAAGGAACUUGAUGAACAACAUUCUUUGGAGCUCUUUUGUUGGAAUGCCUUCGGACAAGGGGAGAGAAUGGAAUAUGUGAAAAAGAUACUUAAGGAAUUUUGUUCAACAUCCAACAUGAAAGUACUUGUCAAUAAAUCACUCAUAACUAUCGAGAAUGACAGGCUGAAGAUGCAUGAUCUAAUACAAGAUAUGGGUAGACAGAUUGUUAGGCAGGAAGCACCAGAUAAUCCUGGACAACGUAGCAGAAUAUUGGAUUACGAAGAUGUUAUUGAAAUACUAACGAAAGAUUCGGGAAGUGAUAAGAUUCAAGGGAUUAAGCUAGAUCCUCCUAAGCAAGCAGAAGUAAAAUGGAGUGGAACUGAGUUUGGGAAAAUGAAAUGGCUCAGAAUUCUAAUUGUUCGAAACACAUCCUUUUCAUCUGAACUUCAACAUUUACCAAAUCAUUUAAGACUACUUCACUGGGACAACUAUCCUUCAAAGUCUUUCCCCCAAAAAUUCCAUCCAAAGAAAAUCGUUGUUUUCAAUUUGCCUAGAAGUUCUCUAACAUUCCAAGACCCAUUCAAGAAAUUUCCAUGCUUGACUAAUAUGGACUUUUCAUAUAACCAACGUAUCAUCGAAAUACCUGAUGUGUCUGAACUUCAGAAUCUAAGAGAACUGAGACUUGAUCAUUGUAGAAACCUAAUUGCAGUCCAUCAAUCUGUUGGAUUUUUGAAAAAGCUUUCUCAUUUAAGUGUUUCAGAAUGCACAAAACUUCAAAACUUCCUGUCCAGAAUGUUUCUACCAUCUUUAGAAGUUUUUGAUCUUAAUCUAUGUGAAAGAGUUGGUCACUUCCCAGAGAUAAUGCAAGAAAUGACAAAGCCAUUGAAGAUUUAUAUGAUAAAUACGGGUAUUCAAGAGCUUCCGGAAUCCAUUAGUAAACUUAUUGGGCUUGUUUUUAUAGACAUAUCGAAUAACAGGCAACUUAAAUAUCUGCCAAGCAGCUUAUUCAUGUUGCCAAAUGUUGAUUCCUUCAAAAUCGAAGCAUGUUCGAAACUUGGACAAUCCUUCAGAAGUUUGGUUCAACACCCUUCAAAAGUCAAUGUUCGUCCGAAAUUACGAUCACUGAAUUUUCAAAAGGGUAACUUGUCUGAUGAAGAUCUUCUUGCGAUUCUUUGCUACUUUCCGAAAUUGGAAGAAUUGAUUGUUUCAGAGAACAAUUUUGUAUAUAUCCCUUCAUGCAUCAAGGAAUGUGGUGACUUGACAAGUCUCGAUUUGAAUGGAUGUAAGAAGCUUAAAAAAAUUCCAGAACUCACUAGCUUGAGAAUUCUUGAUGUUCAUCAUUGUUUCUACCUUGAAGAAAUCUCAGAGUUACCGUCUACUGUUGAGAAAGUAGAUGCAAGAUUUUGUUUCAAGUUAACAAAAGAGACAUCAGACAUGCUAUGGUGUCAGGUGAAGAAAAGGGUUGCUGGAAUAGAAAUGGUGAUGCCAUUUAUAACUGAGAUUCCAGAAUGGUUUAACUUUGUGGGGGUGGGAAGGAUUCCUAGUUUCUGGAUUCGUGGCAAGUUCCCUAACAUUGUUCUAGCCAUGAUAUUCCACUUCCAAAAUGAGAGUGAAAGGAACAAAUUCGUUCGCCGUCGCCUUGUUGAUCUUCGUUUACUUAUCAACGGUCGAAAUGCUCCUGGCAAAGGGUACCGGGACUUCGAAAUUGAAGCAGAACACAUCUUGAUAUGUGAUCUACGAGUUUUGUUCAGUGAGAAGGAGUGGUUUGGGCUUGAUGCAUUGGUGGAGAAUGAGUGGAAUCUGGUGCAGGUUGAGUAUGAAGCCAGUUCGUCGUUGAUGAUAAGUGGUUGGGGAGCGUUUGUGUAUGAUGAAGGAAGCAACAUGAAAGAUGUCGCAUUCACUUGUCCGAAUCCCAUGUAUUCAGACAAGAUGCCACAGACAAUAAUUCCUGAGAAAGAUCCUAUGGAGAAGUAUAAAAAGAGGAUACGGGAGCUACGUCUGGACGAAAUAUUUAAGAAGACGUUGACGGAAUGGCAGGAGAACAAAGAAAGAGGAGGGGACAGGAGUCAUGACAAUUGCAUCCGUAUGGCAUUGGGACAAAUAAAGAAGAUAUCAGAGGAUGCUGAGGAUGCAUUGAAUUCAAAAGGGUCAGCUUUAGAAGAUCCAAACUCCUACCUGAGGUGGCUGCUAGAUACGUUAGAAAAUGAUGAUGGAAAGCCUAAAGAGAUUAUCAAAGGUGAUCUGGCGUUGGUAGUACAAAAGCAUUCAGCGACAGGGAAGAAGAAGGAGGAUAAUGUAGGAGAAGCUUCAUGCUCUAGGCAUCACGGAAGAAAGGAGGAGGAAGAAGGGUACGAUCCUGUGGUGGAAGCCCCAAGUAUCCCUUUUUAUACUUCAGUAGUCAGAGAACAAAGAGUAAACGAUUCUGUAGAGGCAGAUCUUCCGGAGGACAUAGUGAUGGAAUUAUUCUGUGAAGGAAUGAAGGAUGGACUUGUUGAGGCACAGAAUGGAUUUCCUUCUCUAGAUAUUGCUGAAACCAGUAACGCUGUGUUGGAGAAGGGUGAUAAGGUUAGAUGGGCACCUGAUGUAGAAGAGCAAAUAUCGGUCGAAAGUAGGAUAUACAUGACUGGAAUUUACUCUGGACUCAAAGAAGCAAAGCUGAGGUUUCCUGAUUUGGACAUGUGGACAACAAUAAAUACUGUGGCAAAAAGGAAAGGGAUCGAAGGAAUUUUUGUAUCAGCCUCUCAAGAAAAGCUGGGGUUCCCACAUUUGGAUUGGAGUACAGUGAAAGUUCCUCCUUCUGAGGACCCUCUGAUGCAAAUAUUGAUGAAGAUGAAGCAACAAAGUAAUUUUGAAGGCGAGGUGAUGAGUAAACUGUUCUGGAAGUUGAAGGAGGAACACGAAGCUCUGCGCAACAAAUUUGCAGAACUUGAUGAUGGAAAUGAAAAUGAAUAUGAUGAGUGUGUUGAGAAGAGAGAAGAGAAGCAUGAUGGUGUGGGAAAAUAUGAAGAGAUUAGUGGUGUUUUGAGAGGAAGAGGUGAAGAAAUAGAGAGGCUGUACGAUGCUGGGGUUGAAGGAUUCAAGAGAUCAGAAGAGUUUGAAGAUGUGAUGGGUGCAAUAUACUUGAAUGGGCUUAGGGCAGGACUCCUUGAAGCACAGGCUCUCUUACUUAAUCUCCUUACUCCACACAGAAACUGAGCAACCUCUCACUGCAGAUGCUGUUAAUUUUUGAAAUGAAAAAGUUGAAGAUUUGUUAACUUAUGGUCUUAAGAAUUUUGAUGAAAAAUAGUCUGAAUCACUUAUGUAAUUAAGCCAAGAUGAACACCCGUAACACAGAGUUAAAGAUUUGUCAGCUUGGCUUUUCUGAUUUCAUAUGCUUCUGUUUCUGGUUUGUUGAGAUGGUU